This is a messenger RNA of Rhagoletis zephyria (snowberry fruit fly), 429 nucleotides long. Lineage: Eukaryota; Metazoa; Arthropoda; Insecta; Diptera; Tephritidae. The record is from RefSeq and is a predicted model, not a curated record.
AUGAAGUUCCUCAUCGUUCUCUCCGCUCUGGUGGCCAUCGCCGCCGCCGGCCAGGUCAAGUUCCACGACUGUGGAAAGGGCGAGGUGUCGAGCGUCUCCGUGGACGGCUGCUCCGGCGACUCCUGCGUCAUCUACAAGUCGAAGCCGGUGCACGUCCUCGCGGAGUUCACCGCCAACCAGGACACCGCCAAGGCGACGAUGCAGGUGACGGGCACGCUGAACGGCCUUGAAGUGCCGAUCCCCGGCGUCGAGACCGACGGCUGCAAGGUCGUGAAGUGUCCCCUGAAGAAGGGCACCAAGUACACCUUCGACUACACUUUCCACAUUCCCUCGGUGGUGCCGACCAUCAAGUCGACGCUCACCCUCAAGGCCAGCGGAGAGCACGGUCCGCUCGCCUGCGGCUCCGUCAGCGGCGAGCUGAAGCCUUAA